Molecule: messenger RNA, 9063 nt
Organism: Coniophora puteana RWD-64-598 SS2
Lineage: Eukaryota; Fungi; Basidiomycota; Agaricomycetes; Boletales; Coniophoraceae
Exons: 17
Coding region: 112-7239 (2375 amino acids)
Biological process (GO): phosphatidylinositol phosphate biosynthetic process
Cellular component (GO): endosome membrane; fungal-type vacuole membrane
Molecular function (GO): metal ion binding; ATP binding; 1-phosphatidylinositol-3-phosphate 5-kinase activity
Source: RefSeq, a predicted model, not a curated record
CUCGUCUCUCUCACCCCCGUCAUCUCCAACCCACCAGUCAUACACCAUGACCCGGACCGCUCACCCUUGCGCGCCGGGUACACCCCCGUGCACGAGACGCAGGAUGGAGACAUGUUCGGAACCGCCAUACCCGGCUUUGCUAUACCGGACGAUGCACGGAGUAUCAAGACAUCGGUCUCGAUCAAUAGGUCUGCCUCAGUUUCAAAGGUUAUGCGUAGGAUACGUGGCGAAGGUUUAUCUAAAGAUUAUUGGAUGGAUGACGAGACGGCGAAAGAGUGCUAUGAUUGCAAGAGUGUGUUCUCGACAUGGCGGCGCAAGCACCACUGUCGCAUAUGCGGCCAGAUCUUCUGUUCUCGCUGUGCCUCCAAUAUUAUCAAGGGAUCUCGCUUUGGCCAAGAUGGUAUGGUGCGCGUAUGCAACCUCUGUCUUGAGAAGCUCGCCACCGUCGAAGACCGCGAAGUCGACGAUGACUCCCGCUCCGUUGUAUCUUUCGCCAGCACACCUCAUUCCCUCGCCCACAUCACCCAUCCUCACUCGCACGCACAUGUUGCUCACCACGCAACCUUCCACUCGCGAAUGCCAGCCGACGACGGCAUGCACAGCACCAGCGGGACGAUAAGCCUCGCGCACCACCCACAGUCUCCGUUCGCCGCCUCUCAGUUAUUCGGCAGGACCGACGAGCCAUUCAACUUGUACUCGAUUGCAGAGACCAAGCGCCCCCUGUCCGGAUCAGAAGAGAACGGCUUCGGCUCGCGCCCGCUCACCCCAGCUGGCUGGUGGGGCCCGUCCUUUGCGAACGGUGGCGACCCAGGCGAAUCCUCGAGCAAGAACACGGCGCCAUUCCGGCGCGACGUCGCAGAUGAGGAGAAGGAGUCGAACGGAGGGAGCGCGUUCACAAGCGAGCAGCCGCAGACACCCAACAAGCCGUCGACACCGAACCAGGACGGACGCGGUGGGGCGUCCGCGGGCGGCUCGCGCGCGAAGACGCCGGUCGAUUUCCCUGUUACGGCGGGUGGGGGUGAGACGAGCUCGAUUCAGUUCCCGAUUAGUUCGCCGGAAGGGGUCGGGCCUGAGAGUCCGCAUGGGCUGAUGAGGUCGAGGUUUGAUUCGUACGAGGGCGGGACACCGUUUAUUAGGAGUCGGGUGCAGAGUCGGAUGGAUAGCUUUGCAGCUGAGGGGUGGAGGACCCGGAGGGACUCGACGGCUUAUGCGCAAGAGCUUAACCUGAUCUCAAUGUUCCAUCUGCGAGUGAUGCUACGACAGAUGCUCGCGACGGAACAGAUCCCAGAGAUGCGCGAGUGGGAAGAGACGCUCCUCAAGCUCGCCCUGCGCGUCGCGCGCGAGCUCACGUUCACAACUGGCUCCCCGCACGAAGGCGCAGACAUGGACGUGCGACGCUACGUCAAGAUCAAGAAGAUCCCAGGCGCGCGCCCGCGGGACUCGGAGUACGUCGACGGCGCGGUGAUCACCAAGAACGUCGCGCACAAGAAGAUGGCGCUCUCGCAGCGGCACCCGCGCGUGAUGUGCGUCGCGUUCCCGCUCGAGUUCCACCGCGUCGAGGGGCAGUACGUGCACUUUGGGCAGGUGCUCCGGCAGGAGCGCGAGUACCUCGGGAACCUCGCGAGCCGCAUUGCGGCGCUGCGCCCGCACGUUGUGCUCGUCGAGCAGUCCGUGUCGCGCAUCGCGCUCGAUGCGCUCGUGAACGCGAACAUCUCGGUCGCCCGCGCGGUGAAGCCGAGUGCGCUCGCGCUUGUCGCGCGCAUGACGCAGGGCGAUGUGCUCGGGUCGAUGGACCGGCUCGCGCUCGAGCCGCGGCUGGGGACGUGCGCGCGCUUCCGCGUGCAGACGUUCGAGCACGGGCUGAUUCCCGGGCGGCGCAAGACGUACAUGCGGUUCGAGGGGUGUUCGCGCGAUAUGGGCUGCACGCUUGUGCUCCGCGGCGGGGACGUGCAGACGCUGCGGCGCGUGAAGAAGGUGGCAAGGUUUUUGAUGUUUGUGGUGCGCAAUUUGAAGCUGGAGACGCAUCUGUGGAAGGACUCGGUGAUUACGCUGCCGUCGUUGUCGCUGGAGGCGGUGCCGAAUGGGUCGAGCCAGCUGUUUGGGCAGGGGGAGAGGAGUCAGAGUCAGAGGGAGAUGGAUGGUGCGCCGGCGCUUACGGCGUCGGUGUCGUUCGUGCGUGGCGUUUCGCCGGGUGUCGCGGUGCCACUGCAGUUACCGAGGUCUCCCGUUUCCGCUGACUAUGGCGACCGUCCCCGCGGCGCGGGGCACACGCACGAGGCGACGGAGGAUGGGCUACCGGAGUCGGACGCGGAGCGGCUGAGGCUGUCGAAGCGCAUUGACGCGGCGCUGCAGCCGUAUACGCGCACGUUCAUCAGCGUCAGUGCGACGCUGCGGUUCUUGCCGCCGUAUCCGAUUCGGAGGAUGAAGGAGCUCGACGAGGAGCUGUGUAGCGCGCAGCAGGCUUGGGAAGACGAGAUCGUGAGGCGGGAGGAGAUGCAGGCGAGGUUGAUGCAGACGCCCUCGAGCCAGUCUGUUGCGUCGGACGGGGAGUCGGGGAUGAGGAGGUCGGGUUCAGACGUGUCGGUCGCUGGAUCUGCUGCCAGCUCUGGUACGAACGCAGGAGCGGGUGGGGUGGGCAGUUCGAUGUCCAACGUCAGCAAUGUCUCGAACGCGGGAAGUGCAGCAACCACCAACAACAGCAGCACAGCGGGAAAUGCGGGUAGUACGCUCUCAAAUUCUAGCGCUGAGUCGGACGCAGGGACUACGCCCACACCUUCGCAUGUCCAACAGCCGUCAACUGCAAGCAUCGCGACGGUGACGAACGCAAAUGCUAGCUUAUCACCAUCGCAGGACGUGCCAAGUGCAACCGCGAGCACGAUGUCUACUACCAGCACUGUCACUAUCACGAACGCGAAUGCGAGCACUGUCGUUUCAAGAGAAAACACAAGCUCAUCUCCUCCCUCUGGUGUCAACAACGGCGUCGACGCGACGGACGUUCGGGCACAGAUUGAGGCAUUGCCCAUACCUGGCCUGCUCACUACACCCCGAACACCAACGCAGACCUCGGAAUUGACGACUGACGGAUACUUUGGUCCACAGCCGAGCUCGUCAAUUAAUGUCAUAAGCGGCAUAUCAUUUGUGGCAUCGCCCAGGGUGAUGUUCACACCGGCCCCUCUUCACCAGGACGAAUUUAUUCCUCUCAAGGCGGAGAACGAUAUCGCCCUGGAAAGCCAACUAGGCGUCAUCAAGUUCAAGCAUGAAGAGUUCCGCCGGAUCUGGGAGUGGUACCUGCGGAAGAACACGGACGACUUUAUCAUCGAGAAGUACCAGUUCAUCAACGUGUGGACCUACACCGUGCCCAUCGAGGACUUUGGGAUGUACCGCUCGUGCGGCGCGCCGAAGCAGGAGACGAUCGUGUUCUACGGCGAGCACGACACCACGCUGGGGCAGUUCAUCGAGCGCUCGGUGAUGGAGACGCUCGUGCAGUUUCUCGACCCCAAGGCGGUCUGCGCGAGCAAGGGGUGCGAUCAGCCGCUGGCGCGGCACUGCAAGGUGUACGUGCACAACGAGUCGCGCGUCGCGGUCGCUGUCGAGCAGUGGGACGGGCAGAUUGGGGGGCGCAAUUUCCGUCCGGCGCCUGAUUUGAUUACGACGUGGAGCGCGUGCCGCGUGUGCGGGUCUGCGACGCCGUUUAUCCCGGUGUCGGAGGAGAUGCAGCGGUAUUCGUUUGCGAAGUUCCUCGAGUUGCAUUUUUAUCCGGCGGAUGUGCAGCUGGUGCAGGGGGCGGGGUGUCAGCAUAAUAUCUAUCAGCAUCAUAUCCGGUAUUUCGCGACCAAGGGCAUGACGGUGCGCUUCCAGGCGGAUCCGGUUGGGAUGUACGAAGUUGUGUUCCCGCCGUCGCGUAUCCGGGUGAAGGCAGAGACGCAGCUCGCGCUGAAGAACCAGGACUAUGAAGAGAUGCACUGGCGGAACACGAUCUGGUACUCGGCCCUCGUGGAGGAUCUUAAGCUGAUCAACAUCGACGCGGCGACGGGCGAAGACGACGACCAGGACCUGCGGCUCACCGCCGAGAUCAACCAGCUCAUUCUCCGCGCCGAGGCCGAGCGCCGCGAGAUCAGCCAGCUGCUCAACCAGGUGUACCGCGACGCGGCGCCGACGGACACGCUCGCGAUGAACAAGGUGCGCUCGUUCCGGCAGGACCGCAUCGUCGCGUGGCAGGGCGACUUCGACAAGCUGCCGAAGCCGCGCGGGUCGAUUAUCGAUAGGAACUCGGGUGUGAGCACGAGUACGGGCGGCUCGGGCGGCGGUGCGGGCUCGAGCGCGCGGCGCACGGCGUACGGGACGAUGCGGGCGAUGUGGCCGCGCAAGGUGGAUCUGAAGGCGAAGAUGGAGAUGCACGUGGCGGGGUCGAGUGUGUCGGAGUCGGAGGGGUUCCUCGCAAGGCGGAGGGCGACGGGGAGCUCGAUGAUUUCGUCGGCGUCGGAGGCGUCGUCUGAGCCGGAGACGGAUAAUACGGCGGAGACGGAUACUACGGCAGAGACGCCGUCGGUUGUGGAGGUGCCGCCUGCGGCGGCGGCGAUCGAGAAGGAGGCGGAGCCUGAGGAUGUGUUGGUUUCGGAGUCGUCUGUGAUUUUGCCUGGGGGUAUUCUGAAGCGGGCGGAUAACGGCUCUGAGAGCGAUUCGACGAUUGGAGCGACUAAAGGCGACGGUGUGCAGUCGUCGGACGAUCAGAACAAGUCGACGAUUAAGCGGAACGCCGCUUCAGAUGAGUCUGAGCGGCCUGCUACCCGCCUUUCGCGUCUGCCUCGACGGCCAGUACAUCAUCCGAGCGUCGCUGAGUUGGUCAGGCGUUAUCAGGAUUUCCUGCCACCCCAAGGCGUCGAAGAGCUCGCAAAAACCGCGAUGUCACCAGCGCCGCCACCCAAUGCGUCAAUUUCUGAGAGCGAGCCGGAAUACAGCGAACCACCGGUGCGAAGGACUGGACCUCGCGCCAAAGCGAAGCAGCAUCCAACGCUCUCGAAGAAGCCAUCUACUUCCGACUUUGAACAGAGCUAUGCCGCCAACGCUGCAUCUCGGCACUUGACGAGCAGCCGGCGCAAUCUUGCUCAUGGCGCGCGCUCCAGCCGUAUCCCUGGCCCUGUCGGUGUACCAGAGUACCAGGCGGCUGCCUCCCGAACGAAGUCGCCGGAAAAGCGGCCCUCUCGGGGACCUACCAGCGACGGUUACGAGUCUCCCUAUCAAUCGAGGAUGCUUGGUGUUCCCUCUGGAGGCAGGACCCUGAAGGGCAAGUCCUCGUCCCGCAAUCUCGGUAAAGACAAGGAGAAGCAGUCCAACAGCAGACCGGGUUCGAGCGCCGGGCCAAAGCAGCCUUUCCGCAGACAGGCCCCAGGACCGGCGAACAAAGUCAGCAAUCUCGCGCGCCAGUUUGAGCGCAUGACUCGCGAGAGUGAGCAGCAGAUGAAGCGGCGGUACUCGGUCAUCCGGAGGCGUGCGCGCCCGGUUACCAACGCGCGUGCCAAGGUCGAGGUUUUGGACAGUAUCAAAGAUGCUAUUAAAGAUGAGUCAGAGAGUUCGGACAGUUCCAGCGAGGUCGGUGAUGAAGGCGGGGAUGAGGAUGAAGGCCCAAAGUCGACCGAUCAGGCCACUGCUCUUGAGCCCUCUCCGGACCAAUCUAUGACGCUUCCAGCCGCCCCAACGCUUGAUGAGAAGGCUCCCCCUCCUAUUCUCGACACCAAGAACUUGAAGCCGGUUACGGAUGGUAAUAACUCUGAACCAGAGAGUGCUACGCGCACGUCCAGACCUUCUGAGCUUGCUGUGCCACAGCUACCAGAGCCACCUUACUCGAUGCCCAACUCGCCACCGUCUAGGCCUUCGCAGCUUCCCCCGCCUUCCACGCCGCCACCGGAAGCGGAUAGUUUCCUCGACCGGCCUCAUUCGAUCUUCCAACGCUUCUGGGCUCUACCCACCGGGCCUGGGAGUGCUGGACCUGGUCCGUUUUCUCGUCGGCCAGAGUUUGAAGGAGAUGCGUUGAUGCAGGAGUCGGAGCAUAUCUUCCGCGACUCGUCGAUGGUCGUUCGAACGAAUGAGCCGACUUCCAUUAUUGCGCUGGCGCUCAACUCACCUCAGUACCGGGAUAUGCUCACAAAGUCGCGGGCGGACAAGCGCACAGCUCGAGAGCCCAAGCUUACCGAUGGCGGUGAGGCAUUCAGGCCGGACGACGUUUCCGUUGCCGAGUCUACGUCUAGUUGGGGCGUUGUCAACCUGGACUCGUCGGAUACGUUGAACCUUACUGAGGAGCUGAAGUCUACGUCUACAAAGCUUCCGUGGGCUAUUUCGUUCGAGAGUGGUGGCCUGACCAUCAGCUGCACUGUCCUGUACCCGGAGCAGUUUGAUGUUCUCCGUCGGACAUUUGAUUGCGAGAAGAGCAUGGUCGAGUCGCUGGCUCGGUGUGUCGACUGGAAUGCGAAAGGUGGCAAGUCGGGAUCGGCGUUCCUGAAGACGCAGGAUGAGCGUUUUAUUGCGAAGGAGCUGUCCAAGGCUGAACUGCAGACUAUGGAAACCUUUGCUCCCGCUUACUUCGAUUACAUGGCUGCUUCAGUUUCUGGAAAUCGUCCAACUUUGCUGGCAAAGGUGUUUGGUUGCUUCAAGCUGACGUUCAGGAAGACGAAGGAUAAGGGCCCGAGCAAGAACAAGCUCACGUACCUGAACCUUUUGGUCAUGGAGAACUUGUUCCAUAACCGGCACUUCACCAUGAUCUACGAUUUGAAAGGUUCGACGAGGAAUCGUCAUGUUCGGUCUACAGGAAGAGAGGACGAAGUGCUCUUGGAUGAAAACCUUGUCGAAUCUGUUCAUCUCGCUCCUUUGUACCUUCGCGAACACUCAAAGCGCAUCCUUCGCGGCGCUCUAUACAACGAUUCCAAGUUCCUUGCUGAUAUCAAUGUCAUGGACUAUUCCCUCGUGGUAGGCGUCGACAACGUCAAGAAUGAGCUUGUCGUCGGUAUCGUAGAUUACAUCCGAACCUACACCUGGGAUAAGAAGCUCGAGAGUUGGGUCAAGGAAUCUGCUUUCCUUGGUGGCGGCAAAGGUGAACCUACUAUUGUUACUCCAAAGCAGUACAGACAACGCUUUCUCGGCGCUAUGGAACGAUACUUCCCUCUGGUCGCCGACCGGUGGACUAAGCGCAAAGAACCAGAGGAAGAGGAUGCCAACAAUGCCUCAGAACUCUGGCCCGACUGGUGAUGACCGCAACGACUGCAUGAAUGAUUCGUUACGCAACAAUGCCUUGGACGUUUCUUGUUUUAUCAGCUUCGCUCUCUCGCACAUACAUUGUACAUCAAUACAUAGCAUUACCAACCCAUACUGUAGAUACCACGACAUAACGACCUGUACAAGUUCUCCUGGGAAUUCGAGUUCCAAUGAUCAGAACCUAAAGCUUGCGUGUACGCAUGUUGGCGUUGGCCAUGCCCUGGGCUUGGUGCUUCAUCUCGGAGUUGAACUGCUCCUUUUUGCCUUUCUUCUCUACCCGCCGGACAGACCGCUCCGCUUUGACCGCCUGCUUUCGGGCUUUCUUCUCUUCUUUUGACUCAUUCCGCGAACGAGUGACAGUUUCUCGUGGGACUCUGCUUUCGUCUUCGUCCUCGUCCUCGUCCUCGUCGGAAUGCACAGGCAAGCUUCUAGCGGGCUUUCCUUCUUCAAUAGAAGGAAGACCCGUUCGUGGAUCCAGCUUGAUUUUUGGGAUUUUCUUAUUCGACCGCACGGAAAUUAUCCGCGGAUGGUUCUCGAGGUUCGAGUACGUCGUAAGGAUCGUCUCGCAGUCCCAUCGGUCCUUCUUGUCUUCCCCUUCGAACGGCGCAAAGAUAUCGGCAUCGUCGGGCUCUUCAUCCUCCCCAGCCAUCAUCAGUCUCACCCGCUCGUCCUGGCCCAUGGCUCUCCGAAGCACUUCGAGCUUCUGCGCACCCGUUUCACCCUCGAGCACGGGCUUCAACUUCCUGCCAAGGAUUUCGUAGUUGUCGAGUUCGCUGAGCAAGGCUUCGAAGUCUUCGCGAGAGGUGAUCAGUUCGGGUGCUUCGUCAGAUAUGUCGGACGGAGUUUCGAGGUCUUCGGUGUCUUCUUCGCCAUCGGAGUUGUACUCUUUCUCCAUAAUUCGAUCGAACCGUUCAUCUAGUGUUUGCAAAGUAUCCGUACGAUACAUCGAUGAACUACUCAUGCUGUAUCCCGAUGCAUCCGAGGUGCCUUUUCGCCUGCGCUUUCCCCCAAUGACAGGAAGUUUUGGCAAUGCACUGAUCGUAUCUCUGUCCUCUGAGAAAUCGUCAUCUGAUUCGCUCUGUAGAGGGUCGGCCUUCCGCUCGAGCUUGAACUUAGCAAAUCUUGCUUCCCAGCUUUCGUCCUCUCCCUUAGCAUCCUCAAUGGGUGCAACAGCAUUGUGAGAUCUGCCAUCGGUUUCUCCCCACUCGUGGAAUUCGUAUUCAAGAGCAUCGGCCUCGCCACGCUCCCCACCUGUGACAAGCUCUGAGAAGAAGUCCUCCUCGAGGCCGUCGUCAACGAACGCAUCGUCUUCUAGGGCAUCCAGAGCUUGACGCAGAUGCGGAUUCAUGUCGGGUUGAAACCCUGAUAUCGAGGAUGGUACGGCCUCUUCCGCUUCAAAGUUUCUGGGUAUCUCGUGUUUCGAGGGUAAUGCGUCUGCGGGCAGAUCAUCUCGUAGUUCGAUCGCCUUUCCCUUUCCCUUUGAUUUUUGAGUGGCAGGUGCAUCAAUGAGGAUACUUUCUACUCCUUCCUCUUCGAGGCCUACGGGACGCAGAUGUUGCAUAUAGUCAUAUUCGGUGUCGUCAAAGUUAAUGCCAUAGAGAGCUGCCUCUCCGACAUUGAGGUGGGCAUCGUGGGCUAGGACAUCGGCUGGCAAGAGAGCCUCGAGAUCUGCUCGUGAUGUUCCCUUCUUCUGAUUAGAUGGGGUGAACGCUUUCAAAACGUGUUGGCUGGCCUCGGGGUCGUGUAUGAGGGGGUCUCUCUGGGAUCUGUGGACGAGCUGGAAGUGCUGUACGCCUGGUUGGCGGAAAAUGGAUUUUU